AAGAAACGGAUGGAGGCGGAAUGAUGGGGCAGUUGGCGUCGACGGGAGAAGAUGAGUAGAGGUGUGGCAGCCGAGUAGAUAAAUCGACGAGGAAGCUGGUGCCAGAACUCGUGGGAGGAGAUAUGGGAGCAGGCGUCGUUGUUGAUCGCAGGACUGAUGGCCAGGGGAGUUAGGGAGAUGCACGGUCACUGGGUGCUUUUGAAUUAGUUAGGGGUUUGUAUUUCUAAUUAAUUCAUUUUUGACAUAUAUGAUAAAAUAAUUAAACUAAAACAGAAAUUAGGAGUAAAUGAAGGGUAAUUAUAUCAUUUCUCAGCUCAUUUAAUGGUAACUUAACGGAAAAAUAGAUGGAAGGGUAAAAUUGUUACGUUUUAAUACUAGAAGGGUAUGUUCGUGCAAAAAUUUAGUAGAGGGGUACGUUUGUUAAUUUGUCAAAGUAGAGGGUACAAAAUGCAAUUAACCCAUUAAAAAAUGAUGACUGUUUAAUACUAACUGCAAAAGUUUGUGGAGCUAAUCAGUAAUUACCAACAUUUCCUUUACCACUGGCCUUGUACUCUCCAACUCUCUGCCACAGUCUGCAAGUAGAAUUCGCUAAACUUUGAGAGCUCGAUCACUCAAAUGCAGUAGACAAACGGACCUAAUCGUCUGGAUUUCCCGGCCUGAAAGAUGACAGGAACCGGGCGGCGGACGGUGCGAAGCAAAGGCAAAUUAGCCGUCGCAGACAGCAUUGAUGUCAGCGACGUUUCUCGUACCAGCUCCAGACCGAGCUCGAAAUCACGCAUGGAUCAUCGGAGAGACGGGAGCUUGAUUCGGAUUCUCAACGUUGACUUGAGAGUCAUACUCGCCAUUGGCUUAGUAGCUUUUCUCGCCAUCUUCUUCUUGAUUCAGAGUCUGAUUGCUCCUGUUGAAGAGUCUCAUCAGAGACCUAGGGUUGUUACUCCAUUCCCUUCUCCCAAGCUCAUGGAGCUCGAUCAGUUUCAAGGGGAGCAUAAGGAGAGCUUGUACUGGGGAACUUAUCGUCCUCAAGUUUAUUUCGGAGUUCGAGCUAGGGCGCCUCGGUCUUUGGUUGCUGGUCUGAUGUGGCUAGGAGUGAAAGAUGGGAGGUACCAUAUGCGGCAUGUUUGCCAGGACUCCGACGAGUUGAGCAAAUAUGGCUGGAUUGCUCAUAAUGGUCGUGAUUUUGGGAAGCAAGAGCUGGUUGAUCAGGAAUUGAAGCUGGAGACUAGUUUCUUGAAGUCCAGGAGUCAAGGCAGUGGUUAUGGUGGAGAUUGGGCUGUUCAGAUUGAUGUACAGCAUGAGAAAUCCGGACCAAGUAACGAAUUGCUGAAAACCGGUCAUAUGUUUUUCUAUCUCGCUGAUGAGAGUGGGAAUGCUCUGAGUCCGAACAGUCAUGCCGAUGAAAAUAAUGUGGAUUCUCUUCUGGUAUCAGGUUCAAGAGCAGACGUUGGAGAAUGGCAGGUGCAUUUAAAUUCGAAGGAAAAUUUGGAGGUUCACUAUUCUGGUUUCAGGACCUCUUACAUUCACAAUUUAUCCGAUCUUAUUCUGCAAGAUCUUAGUGAGCAGGUGAGGAAUUUUGGCCGACUGCAGCUGCCUGAUUCAUCUGAAAAUUCCGCGAACAUAUUAGUUUUCCAGGUGGCUGCAAAGAUUCCAUUCAGGAUGGAUAUUACCUUUGUGUCUGGAACUGAGGGGAAAGGUUCAAGCUCAGAACAAAGAUUGAGCAGCCUUCAAGGUGCUUCAUUGAGCACUCAGCUACAGCAGAAGCAAGCAGAAUUUGACUCGAAGUUUGAGCAGCUCUUUAAUGGAGCCCACAAGCUGGAAUCUGAUUCCGCUGUGGUUGGUAAGGCUGCUAUAGCCAAUAUGUUGGGAGGCAUUGGCUACUUUUAUGGACAAUCGAAGAUUGCAUAUCCUCAUUAUGAAGGUCAUGACAAUUAUAUUGCAUAUUGGCCUGCUGAGCUGUAUACAGCUGUCCCUAGUCGGCCCUUCUUCCCUAGAGGUUUUCUUUGGGAUGAAGGUUUUCAUCAAUUACUCAUCUGGCGCUGGGAUCUCCGUAUAUCAUUGGAUAUUGUUGGCCACUGGUUAGACUUGAUGAAUAUCGACGGUUGGAUCCCUCGUGAGCAAAUCCUUGGUUCUGAAGCUCGUAGUAAGGUUCCAGAAGAAUUCAUUCCUCAGUAUCCAAGCAAUGGAAAUCCUCCGACUCUCUUUUUGGUUAUUCGUGAUCUGCUUAACGGUAUAGAGAGGAACAUCUUCACGGAUGUGGAAAGCAGAGACGUUACUUCCUUCCUGGAGCGGGCUUUUAUUCGUCUUGAAGCUUGGUUACAGUGGUUUAAUAUUACACAAUCAGGAAAGCAGAAGGGCAGCUACUAUUGGCACGGUAGAGAUAACAAGACAACUCGUGAGCUGAAUCCAAAGACUCUUUCUUCAGGAUUGGAUGACUAUCCUCGUGCUUCUCAUCCAAACGAAGAUGAACGUCACGUGGAUCUCAGAUGCUGGAUGCUUCUCGCUGCAAACUGCAUGCAAUCCAUUUCAAAGUUCUUCGAGAAUGGAGACAUCCCUGGGAAGGAAUAUGCUUCAACAGUGAAACUACUUUCGGAUUUUGAGUUGCUGAACGAGAUGCACCUCGACCCAACCAGUGGAGCUUAUUUCGAUUUCGGAAAUCAUACAGAACAGGUUCGUUUGAGUUGGAAAGAGGUAAGAGGGGAAAACCACCAUCUGAAACGAGAACUUGUCCGGGAAGCAUUAGAAAGGCCAAAAUUGAGGCUUGUCCCCCACAUUGGCUACGUUAGCUUAUUUCCAUUCAUGGGGAAUAUCAUUCCACCUGAUUCAUGGAUUCUUGAAAAACAGCUCGACCUCAUUUCGAAUGGUAGCAUUCUGUGGACGAACUAUGGACUCCGUUCUCUUGCCAAAACAAGCUCAGUAUACAUGAAACGCAAUACAGAGCAUGACCCUCCAUACUGGAGAGGGCCUAUCUGGAUGAACAUGAAUUACUUGGUCCUUUCUGCGCUACACCACUACUCCCAAGUGGAUGGACCAUACAGAGAAAGAGCAAAGCAGAUAUACAGUGACUUGAGAAGUAACUUGAUAAGAAAUGUAGUUCAAAACUACAACCAAACUGGGUUUUUGUGGGAACAAUAUGAUCAGAGGAAGGGUAAAGGGAAAGGUGCUCGUCUCUUUACCGGCUGGACCGCACUCGUGCUUCUAAUCAUGGGAGAAGCCUAUACUUGAAGUACUGAAGAUUUACAUUCUUGUGUUCAGUGUUCAGUUUAGUCUCAUUGUAGACGGAUCUCAGAGCAGCAGAUUUUGAGCGAUUUUGACUCAUUCCGCCGAGGGUAGAUUGCCCCAGGAUUCUUGGUUAGAGGGUGGUGAUGGAUCACAUGAUAUCCACUCCCCACAUUAACCCCUUGGCCCUUGGGGUUAAGAUUUACAGUGAAAGAUCUCAUCAGAUUGUGAAGACAAUUUUCAUCAUCAAAGUUCACAUACAAUCUCGUCCAGUAGUCAUGCUCACAAUUCAUCACAUUAUGCUUCUUAGGUAAAC
Linum trigynum is the source of this 3529-nucleotide messenger RNA. The record is from the annotation of a GenBank genome assembly. Lineage: Eukaryota; Viridiplantae; Streptophyta; Magnoliopsida; Malpighiales; Linaceae.